AUGCCACGUCAGCUCACGCCCGAGCAGGUGCUGACGCCCGUACCGUCUGACAUUGCCAUCAGCGACGCCAUUGCGCCUGUACCCAUCAUGGAAAUCGCCCAGGCAGCUGGAAUCCUGAUAAACGAAGUCAUACCGUACGGAUGGACCAAGACCAAGAUCUCACUGGAUGUACGUGAACGUCUCAAGGACCAAUUGAACGGCAACUACGUUGUCGUGACGGGGAUCACUCCGACCCCGUUGGGCGAGGGCAAGAGCACUACUACAAUCGGACUAUGUCAAGCGCUGGGUGCCCAUCUUGACAAGAAGGCGUUUGCUUGCAUCCGUCAGCCUUCGCAAGGUCCGACGUUUGGUGUCAAAGGUGGUGCUGCUGGUGGAGGCUAUGCGCAGGUGAUUCCCAUGGACGAAUUCAAUCUUCACUUGACGGGAGACAUCCACGCUAUCACUGCCGCCAACAACCUGCUCGCUGCUGCUAUCGACACGAGGAUGUUCCACGAAAAGGCUCAGUCCGACAAGGCGAUGUACCGUCGUUUGUGCCCGACCGCCAAGGAUGGAAGUCGCAGCUUUUCGCCUGUCAUGCUGAGACGUCUGCAGAAACUAGGAAUUACCAAGUUGUCUCCUGAUGACCUCACGGACGAAGAGAUCCGCAAUUUUGUGCGUCUAGACAUCGAUCCUGACACGAUCACGUGGCAACGCGUGUUGGAUACAUGUGAUCGUUUUCUCCGUCAGGUGAUCGUGGGAGCUGGGCCUGCUGAAAAAGGCCAAACUCGCACGACGGGCUUUGACAUCACGGUAGCCAGCGAGAUUAUGGCCAUUCUUGCUCUCACUUCGAGCUUGCAAGAUAUGCGCGAACGCCUUGGACGCAUUGUGGUUGGCAUGAGUCGCAGUGGCGAGCCUGUGACGGCUGACGACCUAGGUGUUGGCGGUGCUCUAGCAGUGCUUAUGAAGGACGCGAUUCUGCCCACUCUCAUGCAAACGGUGGAAGGAACGCCCGUGUUCGUUCAUGCUGGGCCGUUUGCGAACAUCGCUCAUGGCAACUCGUCCAUCAUUGCUGAUCAAAUAGCACUAAAACUAGCUGGCGAGGACGGCUUCGUCAUCACUGAGUGUGGCUUUGGUGCUGACAUUGGAAUGGAGAAAUUCUUCAACAUCAAGUGCCGCACCAGUGGACUGACACCGCAGUGCGUGGUGCUCGUCUCCACGAUCCGUGCACUUAAAAUGCACGGUGGUGGUCCUGACGUGGUUGCUGGCCGACCGCUCGAUCCCGUGUACACCGUCGAGAACCUGGAAAUGCUGGACCGUGGUUGUGCUAACAUGCAGCACCAUAUUCGCAACGCAUUGAAGUUCGGUGUGUCCGUCGUUGUAGCCGUGAACGUGUUUGCCACGGACUCGCCUCGAGAGAUAGAGCUCGUGAAGCAGAAGGCACUGGAGGCUGGUGCCACUGCAGCAGUCGGAAGUACCCACUGGUCCGACGGAGGCAGGGGUGCAAAGCAUUUGGGUCGCGCUGUCGUUACUGCGUGCGAGAAGAUGCGAGCACGCGGUAGUCCAUUCAAGUUCCUUUACCCGUUGGAACUUACGAUUGAAGAGAAGUUCAAAGUCAUCUGCAAAGAAAUCUACGGUGCCGAUGGUGUCGAGUUCAGCGAGGAAGCAAAGAAGAAACUGGUGGUCUACUCGAAACGAGGGUAUGGCAAGCUCCCCGUGUGCUGUGCAAAAACACACUUGAGUUUAAGCACGGACCCCGCCAAGAAAGGCGUGCCCACAGGCUUCUCGGUCACUGUUCGCGACAUCCGUGCCUCGGUCGGCGCUGGCUUCGUCUACCUGCUGUGCGGUGACAUGACGACAGUGCCUGGUCUCCCUACACGCCCUGGCUUCUACGACGUUGAUCUGGACACGAAGACAGGCAAGGUUGUUGGUCUGUUUUGA
This is a messenger RNA of Peronospora matthiolae, 1917 nucleotides long. The record is from the annotation of a GenBank genome assembly. NCBI's taxonomy places the organism in Eukaryota, Oomycota, Peronosporomycetes, Peronosporales, Peronosporaceae.